Molecule: messenger RNA, 1740 nt
Organism: Globicephala melas (long-finned pilot whale)
Lineage: Eukaryota; Metazoa; Chordata; Mammalia; Artiodactyla; Delphinidae
Gene: HTR1B
Product: 5-hydroxytryptamine receptor 1B
Biological process (GO): bone remodeling; adenylate cyclase-activating adrenergic receptor signaling pathway; chemical synaptic transmission
Cellular component (GO): plasma membrane
Molecular function (GO): dopamine neurotransmitter receptor activity, coupled via Gs; G protein-coupled serotonin receptor activity
Source: RefSeq, a predicted model, not a curated record
AUGCCCGAGAGCUGCGCUUGGAGAGACAUGGAGGAAGCGGGCGCUCAGUGUGCCCCGCCGCCGUCCGUGAGCUCCCAGACGGGGCUUUCGCAAGCCAACGUCUCUGCUGCUCCCUCCCACAACUGCAGCGCCGAGAGCUACAUUUACCAGGACUCCAUAGCCCUGCCCUGGAAAGUAGUACUGGUCGUGCUGCUGGCGCUCUUCACCUUGGCCACCACGCUCUCCAAUGCGUUUGUGAUCGCCACUGUGUACCGGACGCGGAAGCUGCAUACCCCCGCCAACUACCUGAUCGCCUCCCUGGCGGUCACCGACCUGCUGGUAUCCAUCCUGGUCAUGCCCGUCAGCACCGUGUACACGGUCACGGGACGCUGGACGCUGGGCCAGGUGGUGUGCGACUUCUGGCUGUCAUCGGACAUCACCUGUUGCACUGCUUCCAUCUUGCACCUCUGUGUCAUCGCCCUGGACCGCUACUGGGCGAUCACGGACGCCGUGGAGUACUCGGCUAAAAGGACUCCCAAGAGGGCGGCGGUCAUGAUCGCGCUCGUGUGGGUCUUCUCCAUCUCCAUCUCGCUGCCGCCCUUCUUCUGGCGUCAGGCCAAAGCCGAGGAGGAGGUGUCGAACUGCGUGGUGAACACAGAUCACAUCCUCUACACUGUCUACUCCACGGUGGGCGCUUUCUACUUCCCCACCCUGCUGCUCAUCGCCCUCUAUGGCCGCAUCUACGUGGAAGCCCGCUCCCGGAUUUUGAAACAGACGCCCAACAGAACCGGCAAGCGUCUGACCCGAGCCCAGCUGGUUACUGACUCGCCCGGGUCCACGUCUUCCGUCACCUCCAUUAAUUCGCGGGCUGCAGACUUACCCAGCGAAUCGGGGUCUCCUGUGCACGUGAACCAAGUCAAAGUGCGAGUCUCCGACGCCCUGCUGGAGAAGAAGAAACUCAUGGCCGCUAGGGAGCGCAAAGCCACCAAGACCCUGGGAAUCAUUUUGGGAGCGUUCAUCGUGUGUUGGCUGCCCUUCUUCAUCAUCUCCCUGGUGAUGCCUAUCUGCAAGGAUGCCUGCUGGUUCCACCUGGCCAUCUUUGACUUCUUCACGUGGCUGGGCUAUGUCAACUCCCUCAUCAACCCCAUCAUCUAUACCAUGUCCAACGAGGACUUCAAACAAGCGCUCCAUAAACUGAUACGCUUUAAGUGCACAAGCUGACUUGUCCAUUGCAGUGGGGUCGCCUAAGCGGCCUUUGGGGGACCAUGCUGUGUCUGGUUCCACAGGUAGGUCGACUCUUUGACUGUUACUGGGUCGGAGUGAGGCUCUCUCUUCUGAGCAAGGGCAAUGGAUCCUGAGAAGCCAGGACAGCCCUGCGAGAGCUCUAAAGGAGAACUGUUCAAACAGCUGAGGAGGGGGCUCACUUUCUCCCCUCAAACCCCAGUUUCAGCACCGACCCUGCCACAGCCCAUCGCAAGGGGGGUUGCAACUUUCAGAAAAUCGAUGAUGGAAAAGAGAUCCUUGCCCUGCUUUGGUAUCACGGAUGAUGCCCCCUAGAACCAGAAGUACUUGUAGUUCUUGUCUGGAGCCUGUCUGAGACAUGAUCUACAUACAGCCUGGUAGUACUUGAACUAGACGCUAAUACCCUGUGUUUGGGGGAGAACUUUGUGUUACAGCUUCGUUUAACAACAGUUGCUUUGGCAUCCUUCCGUCUUCAUUCCGUUUUUGUUCAUUUAAACUUGAUUGGAGAAACUUGUGGAU